Messenger RNA from Rodentolepis nana, 1278 nucleotides. Lineage: Eukaryota; Metazoa; Platyhelminthes; Cestoda; Cyclophyllidea; Hymenolepididae. The record is from the annotation of a GenBank genome assembly.
AUGAACAUUGUCGAGUUGUGUGGAGAAACGCCUCUUAUGGUCACAGAUUUUCUUUCUUUUGAAGAGCCACUCUUCUAUGAAGAUAACAGUUUUCUUUUAACCGACAAUGAUGCUCGCGAUGAUGAACAGUUUUCACCAGUCUCUAAAGCCCUUAAUAUCGAUUGGAAUCUUUUACAAAAUGAAAAAUAUAAUGAUCAUGAGGCAAAUUCCACUGGAUUAAACCAAGACGUAAUUGAAAAGCCCCGGCAUCUCAACCGAGAAUCGCAAUCUUUAGUUCAGUACUUCAAGUCCUUAUUUGAGGAUGCUAAUAUUGAUGCGAUUACCCCGCCGCAACAUCAAACGAACCUGAGGGUUUCGGGAAAAGCGGCGAAGGAGAAGCGUUUUAGUCGUGACAAAGGCGUUAAAUUCAAACCAGAUGCUGAAUUAGACCACCAAGUUUGGAUGCGCUUCUCAAAACCAGUGAAUUAUAUUGACGCGGAUCGUAUUCUACGGGAGCUCUCUGAGAUCAUGGGUAUUCGUCCUCCUAUAGCACGGUUCCAACUCGACAAAACCGGUCGUGUACUCCUUUUUUUCGUGCCAUUUGAGUCGGGAAUGCUGGGCAAGGACAUUGUCAGCAUGAUGCCGGAAACACUGAAAUGGAUAAACAAAAACUCUAUUCUUCAAUACGGUGUUGGAUUCCCUUCCUCAAAAGAAGGAAGACCAGGUCGGUCUGAAAGUGUUUCAGUUGGCACGGGGCGACUGUCCAAGAUCGAAUUCGUCGCUGUUAUAGUCGUGUGUGCUUUGGCAGUUCUUGUUGCUCUCCUCCUAUUCGUGCACAUACUCAUCAAACGUCGAGAAAAACUCAGUGGCUACAUACCUGCUGUUGAUAAGACCUCGCGAAAACCGUCUGAGAGACCCUUGGUUGGAACCGCUUCACCAUCCCCUUCGGGCUCAAUUGUAAAUGUCAGUGUCAUGAGUAGUGGAAAUGACUUCUUGACAAAACAACCCCACCAAGAGUCCACAUCGUCUUGCUCUACUGGCUCACCACCUCCCUAUCAGGAAUCCAUGGAACACGGCGGAAUUCAGGGUACCUAUCGCCCUCCAUUGGUAAGUGCAGGGGGUUCUGAGGCAUCCACCGAGUCAAUGGCGGCUUAUUCAAACAAGCGUACGAUCCAGCUAAACAGCAAUUCCUCCUGGUAUCACGAUGAGUGCCGUUUUUGUCUGCAUGAUACUUCUUGUCGUCUUGUCUAUCAGUUUUUUGAUUAUGUGACUGUUCAUUUUGAGGCCCGUUUUAAUUGA